Nomascus leucogenys (northern white-cheeked gibbon) is the source of this 3689-nucleotide messenger RNA. RefSeq lists its product as uncharacterized. NCBI's taxonomy places the organism in Eukaryota, Metazoa, Chordata, Mammalia, Primates, Hylobatidae. The transcript has 3 exons. Bases 2548 to 2979 code for a protein of 143 amino acids. The record is from RefSeq and is a predicted model, not a curated record.
UGAAUAAGAUAAUUCAACACAAAUAGGCAAAAGAUUUGAACACUUUCUUUACAAAAUAUAAAAUAAUGGCCAGUAUACACACUAAAAAGUAAUCAUUAUUCAUCAGGGAAAUGCAAAGUUAAAACCUGAAUGAGUUAUCACCACAUAUCCAUUAGACUGGUUGAUAAUAUCACCAAUUUCUAAGUUAUUCAGGCUUGAGAGGCUUCCUUAGUUUACUCAAUGAAACAUGGAGAUAAAGGAGAAAUUAUCAGAGCCAGAUUUCCCCUUUGAAAUGUUACUUUUCUCCAUUAACAUAACCGCCAUCCUCAGUUCUAAUUACUUCAUACUUAUGUGACUGCAACAGCCUUGAGAUAGCCUUCCUAACUAUCCAGACGUGGUCCUUAAAUAUCAUUAUCAUUCUUCCAAUCACUAACCCUGAGUGGUUCCUUAUCUCUAAGUAAAAUUUAAACUUAUGUGCUUGCCUUUUUUUUGUAUUUUUAAAAAUAAAUGAAACAUGAUAAAGAUUAAUAUUAUAUAAAAUUCUUAAAAGUUGACAUCUCCACCAUCAAAUGGUAUUUACCUAGAAUGUUGGGAGAUAAUUCUUUAAUGGCCUCUCAAAUUACUCCUAGUCUUAUGGUAGAUUUUUCUUUGAGGUUAGCUUUUCAAGGAUGUUUGUAUCUCCUUCUAGAGCACAGUUGUUUCCUGACCGGGAUAAUAAAGAUAAUGGCUCAUUCUGGGGCAAGGCUGAGUAAAGGUUGGGCUUCCUAAGCCUGGCAUUCCUCUGCUAGGUUGCAAACCCACUGUUCCAUCCUAGCAGAGGAAUGCCAAGCUUAGGCACCUCUGUGGGCUUUGAGAACAUAAGCUUUGGGAACAAGGGAAUAUAAGGCUUAUGAUGCCUGUGUUAUUAAGUAAUAAAGUCUUCUGUCUCUGACGCAGGAGUCCAGUGUCUUAUGUUAGCAUCCAUAAAACUGUGGCAAGUUAAAUUGUUAGCUUGCAAAUAGGGUAAAAGUUUCACAAUUUUCGACAUGGGGUAAUCACUGUUAAGUUUGGAGUGCAUCCUUUUCCUGUACAAAUGCCUCACAAAUUAUAUCUAUAUAAACAAAUUUUUCCAACAAAAACGUAAUAUAUAUUGUUCUGACACUCCUUUUAUCAUUUUAACGGUUGAAAGGUAUUCCUCAAUAGCAUGUCAUAUGUAAUUCUUCCGCAAUUGAUAGACAUUGAUAAACAAGUGUUUUCCUUUUUUUCUACCACUACGUCCUGUCUGCCUUUUAUUGCCUUCCAGAAUGACCUUCUCCCUAUCCCGUACCCCUGGUCAUAAUUCCCCUGUACCCCCAAGUCAAAGGACUUACCUCGUUGCUCACUACUCAAUCUAAACAUUCGUCUAUUAUUCUAAUAACCCCCUCUCAAGACUUUAUUAUUCGAUUUUGCACUGAUCACAUUCUGUCUUAUAUUCCUUGCUAUGUUACAUUUGCUGUCAAUAGAUUAAAGCUUCCGUAGUUGAGGUGUCGGUUCUGAGAUCUCCCUCUCAGUUCCAGUAAGUGGCAGCCCUUGAAAUGUGCAGAUGUGCCAUACAUUUCUGACAGGAAAAGUGGUUUGCCUUUUUUUGUCAAGUAGCUAAUCAAUCCGAUUCAUCCUCUCCCUUCAAUUCUAGUCUUAUUCAAUAAUUCCUUCUCCUUAGGUAGGUCCUCAUUCACCCAUGUACUUAUCAAGCACCCACCAUGUGACAGACGCCAAGUGAGGUGAAAGUGCUGGGAUGAACACCUCCGUGGAUCUCACAAUGACCAUCCAUCUUUUACAUCCUUCUUGGUUUUUCCUUUACCCAAGUCCUGCACUUCACUCUUCUUUACCCGUGCUUCAGAAAAGUGGAAGUUGGUUAAUUAAUUCCAUUUGUCUGACAAGGAUGAGAGUGACAGCAGACAAGGGAAAUGCCCUUAGACUGUUCUUACAUGCACUCUCACACUUAACAGUCAAAGCCACCCUAUGAAAUAGGCACUACAUUAGCCUGACUUACAUAAACGAGUAAACAGAGGCUUGGAGAAGUUAAAAAUAAAUUGCCCUCAGUCCUAACUGGAGAGUGGUGGAGUCAGAAUUUGAAUCCAGGUUUAAAGAAUUCUAGUGCCGGCACUCUGCACCUAUUUCGCUCUGGACACUCAUUUCCCCUAAGGAUCAGAGAACAUUAAAGUAGGCCACUUUUCUUCUCCGUAAGUCCGCAAGGUCCUGCCAGAUCACAGUGAGCAGGGCACCGGCAAAUGCAGUCUACGACCGCGAGACGUAAAGGGAAGAACGCUCCUCGGCGCCCCUCCCCAGUCUAUUCUAAAGUCAAGAACGUCCGAGCCCGCCUUUCUCCGGGGGUGGGCUGCACUAAAACAAUAAAAUCCUCCAUUCCCCAUCAGCGGUCGAUUGGGGGCUCUCCCGAAGCGGCAGCUCUGUAGGACCGCUCUUCUACUCCAAGAUCCCUCGGCUUCGGCCCCCUAGGUGCCAGGGUCUGCGGGACCCCACGCUCAAAGCCGCCGGCCGGGGUCGACAACUGCAGAGAGGGUCGGGAUAGGAAAUUGCGGGUAGCGGCAGAUGCAGGUCCCCAGGUAUCCCGGAGGUUCCCACAGGAGCCCUGGGCCUCUUUCCAGGCCGGAACCCAAGUGUUUAGGUAGCUGGGAAAGGCCGGCCCCAUUUUUCAGUUCUCUCGCGACCGCUAGCCACUACCGGUUACUAAUGGUUCCCAAGCAGCCCCCGAAAACGCUACGUGAGCUGGGCCCUGGGCCAGAAGCAGAAAACGGACGGAAGAAAAGGUCUGGCCGGGCUCCUCUGCUAAUGCUUCUGGGAGACAGAUUCAUACAGCCAGCGCCAGGAGGUGAGAAGAGACGAGAGGAAAGGAAGUCUUCUCUUCACGCCCUCCUGGGGCCCGUCUUGGUGGUGUGUGUGGUGGAGGGGGACGAAUCUGUGGUCCGCAGUCGCAGCCUCCUCUUGCAGCUGCCGCCUUCAUCCCCGAAAUCCUGUUCCUAACCAUCAAUAGGAACCCUGAGAAAAGUUAGAGGUGUGAAGUGCACACAUAACCCUGGGCCACAAACUCGGUCCCGGACGCCACAGGACAAUAGCUCACCUGGGCCACACAGCCUGGCCGGAAGAUGGGCGCGUACGGCAGCUCCUGCUGCUUCCGGCCCCUCUAGGAGGAGGCUUUCGGUGGUGGCCUCGCGCGCCCCCUCUGGGCAGGGAGCUGCGGCGGGGUUUGAGGGCGCAGUUGGCUCCCGGCCUAGCGGGUCGCAGCUCCUUCCAAGAUUUUGAAAGGUUGGUGGAUUAACCUUCUAGAAGGGUGCUAGGUCUCCCCCUAUCCCCUGCCACCAACUUUAGAGUUGUGGUGUGCAAGCGCUAUCUUUUCUGAUGUUAUAUCCCAUAGGAAUAUUUUCAGUGACAUGAUUGUUUAAGCGUUAAGAACUAGGGCCCUGGAAUAAAAUGUGUGUUAAAAUCCUGGUUCUACCACUUACUAUGUGAUCUUUAGCAAGAUAGUUAACUUCACUACAGCUCAAUUUUCCCAUCUAUAAAACGUGAAAAAUAAUAGCCAUUACAAAAUCAGAUAGGACAUACUAGCACAGUACCUGUAAAAAACUGGGCUCAACAUUACCUUAAAAAACAAACCAAAUAUUGUGUUACUUAGAUCCCAUCAGGACAUUUUUAAAGUCAUUGAAAGUAAAUGCUAAGCUAUUUCUUAUAAAGCC